GAGCCGGCGGGGGCAGGCAGCGGCCGGGACAGGCUCAGCCUGGGCGGCCUGGAUGGUUGUGUAGGGUCCGUGGUGCCGCCUCCCGAGCAUGGCGAGCUUCCUGCUCCCGUGCGUGAUAGACGGAGGCCACCGGGUAUUGCAAUCAGAGAGUCAGCAAAAGUAGGUGACCAAGCCCAGAGGAGAGUAUUGAAGGGAGUUGAUGAUUUAGACUUUUUCAUAGGAGAUGAAGCCAUAGAUAAACCUACCUAUGCUACGAAAUGGCCCAUACGACAUGGUUUUGUUGAAGACUGGGAUCUCAUGGACAGAUUCAUGAAGCAAGUAAUUUUUAAGUAUCUUCGCGCUGAACCUGAAGAUCAUUACUUCUUAAUGACAGAACCUCCAUUGAACACUCCAGAAAACAGAGAGUAUCUUGCAGAAAUCAUGUUUGAAUCUUUUAACGUACCAGGACUUUACAUUGCUGUUCAGGCAGUGUUGGCCUUAGCCGCAUCUUGGAUUUCACGGCAGGUUGGUGAACGUACAUUAACAGGAAUAGUCAUUGACAGUGGUGAUGGAGUAACACAUGUAAUUCCUGUGGCAGAAGGUUAUGUAAUUAGAAGUUGCAUCAAACAUAUCCCUAUUGCAGAUAGAGAUAUUACAUAUUUCAUUCAGCAGAUCCUAAGGGAGAGAGAGGUGGGAAUUCGCCCUGAACAGUCUAUGGAGACAGCAAAAGCCAUAAAAGAAAAAUAUUGUUACGUUUGCCCUGACAUAGUAAAAGAAUUUGCCAAAUAUGAUAUAGAUCCACAAAAAUGGAUCAAACAGUACACAGGCAUCAAUGCAAUCAACAAAAAUAAAUUCAUUAUAGAUAUUGGCUAUGAAAGGUUUCUUGGACCUGAAAUUUUCUUUCAUCCUGAGAAUGUGGUUCUUUCAGGAGGAUCCACAAUGUUCAGGGAUUUUGGAUGUCGACUACAGAGAGACUUGAAAAGAGUAGUGAAUGCAAGAUUGAAACUUAGCGAAGAACUCAGUGGUGGUCCAAUAAAGCCCAAACUGGUUGAAGUUCAAGUGAUAAGACACCAUAUGCGCUAUGCGGUUUGGUUUGGAGGUUCCAUGCUUGCUUCAACAAGUUUUUCCAAGUAUGUCACACCAAGAAGGACUAUGAAGAAUAUGGCCCUAGUAUUUGUCAUCAUAAUCCUGUCUUUGGAGUCAUGUCAUAACACUUGUCUAAUGGAAGUCACAGGUCAGAUAUCUUGCUGGUGAAGAAACUCUUCUGAAAUGGAAGAAGGCAGCAGUUAUUGUAAAUACUGAAGCAAGAUGUGGACGUUCAUCUCUUGGAGCUUUUGGAUCUCAUAGUACACCACAUGUGGCCCAGAACCAUUUCAGUGAAAGCCAAUUAUGUGCCAACUGCCUUUAAAGCCUAUUCCUCUUUCCUUCCUAAAUCUGAGCUUCUAGGUAACAGGCAAAUCUCCAUUUAGGAGAAUGUGCAUAACAGUACUGAAGUCAGUCUAGGUGAUUAUAACAUUGUCUUACUGCCUCUGGAAAGGAAAAAGGAUUUAAGCCUUUCCCACUUAGGCUGUGAUCCUGCAAUCCAACCUCAAUAGAUGGAUCACUGUGCCUGUGUGGAGUACUAUUGACUUCAGUGGGACUCUGCAUGGGUAUAAGUGUCCACCUGCACAGAUUACAUUGCGGGAUUGGGGCCUUUCUUUGUACAUAAAUGUUCUAAACUUGGAAUACAAAUGUAGGUUUCACAUUAUUUUCAAUUUUGUGAUGUUGGGAGGGUGAAAUGACCAGUUCUAAGCACAAAGAGCUAUCCGUGGCAUGGAGUGAUGUUAUAAGUUUCCAAUUGUGAGGCAUGUAUUGGAUUUGUGCUGGUGUGUCUUGGUGCCAAAACAAAAAAAAAUCUUUUUUUUGUUUUGUCACGUGUGCUAGAAAAUGGUAUUUUGUUUGAGUGACAUGAACUUUAAGCAGUUUACUGGAUUGUUUGAGAUUUAUUACAGCCUAUGUAUUACUUUUUGUUAUGUUUGAAUUUUCUGAAGCUAUUUUAUAGACAAUUAAAUUUUGUUUUGGUGUUGGUGAGUGAUGUAUGAAAUGCUUCCUUGCACCAGUGAAAUAAAAACUGUUAAUGUCUU
Molecule: messenger RNA, 2102 nt
Organism: Gopherus evgoodei (Goodes thornscrub tortoise)
Lineage: Eukaryota; Metazoa; Chordata; Testudines; Testudinidae
Gene: ACTR3B
Product: actin related protein 3B
Exons: 10
Coding region: 298-1233 (311 amino acids)
Cellular component (GO): actin cortical patch
Molecular function (GO): actin filament binding
Source: RefSeq, a predicted model, not a curated record